AUGCCUCAGGAACGACAUUUUUGCUGGAGCAACCCGCACAAGGCGAAUUUCCAACGGAACACAUCUGGGAAGCAGCGCGGGCAGUGGAGUCGGACAAUUGUAGAUGCAGAUGCAGACGGCACACCUGAAAUCUUUGCGCGCGACGAUGUCACGAACGCUAUUUCGGUAUACGAGGCAGUCGGAGAUAACGACUAUCGAAUUGUAGCUACCCUUGAAAACCCAAUGUGGGGAAAUAACGGGAUUAGUGCGAAUUUCGCCGCGGGCGAUUUUGACGGCGAUGGACGGACAGAAAUUUUAGCCGGGGACAACGAUGGGAGAGUGUUCGUACACGAAGCCACUGGAAACAACCAAUACAGACAAACGUGGAUACACACGCUUCCUGAAGGCACUCCACAACUCUUCGCUGCUGGGGAUAUGGACGGCGAUGGAAACGCCGAGUUUGCUAUCUGCGCCAAAACGGGGACCCGAGUCGACACUACGGAACUUGAUAUCCGUUAUUAUCACUGGCUUUUAACUAUUUUUAAAUCAGAUGGUGAUGAUACCUAUCGUCCUGUGUGGACGCAACGCAUUCGGGACGUGCGAGAUGGUGGAAAUGGGAUGACUAUUGCGGACGCAAAUAACGAUGGACGCAAUGAACUGUGCAUCGCCGCUCAGCCUAACUUCUAUCUCGUGCAGUAUGACGGAAUAGACUAUCGACCUAUCUGGCACCACCCGGCAACAAGCACUUUCAAUCCGAUUGUGGCUGAUUUGAAUGGAAAUGGAGCAAAGGCACUGCUGUUUAACAGUGAUAAUGCCCUGACCGUUUUCGAGACACCUGCAUCUGCCACUGCGCAAUCAAGGGUUCCGCUCAGCCCACCGUGGGAAAUUACGGCGAAACCGAUUGAUGAACGUUCUGUUCAUCUGACUUGGCAUGAAGUACAGGAGGCAGUGGCAUAUACCCUCUAUCGCGGAGAACAUGAGAACUCACUGAAAAAGAUUCGUGAUGAGAUUCGAGAGACGCAUUUCACGGAUGCUGGACUUACCACAGGACAAACGUACUGGUACGCCAUCGCGUCUCAGAAUUCAAACGGUUCACUUUCAAAGCAAUCCACAUCGAUAUCUGUCGUGCCAACGCGACGACCGCGCUUGCAUGCCGCUGUGCCUUCACCGCCGAAUCAACUCUUGUUGGAGUUUGACAAACCGAUGGGCAUCUCUGCGACACACGCUGGACGUUACCGUCUGCACAAGCAGGGAAACACAGAAAACGGUUCGGAAAGCUACACGCCGCGCUCGGCGAUCCCUGACCAAGCACGGAAGCGGGUUGUCCUUACAUUCUCUCCAGAAGUCUUCCGCACAGGCAAUCGUUAUCAGAUUGAGGCAUUGCAACUUUCGGAUAUAUACGGUGCCGAUCUCGCAGAGGAUGCCAGAAUGUUGACAAUAAUGCUCCCAGCACCAACGCUUGCAGAGGUGAUUGUCUAUCCCAACCCAGUGGAAGAAUGUAAUCAGGUUACAUUCGAUAGACUACCGGCGGGAACUAACAUUUAUAUCUACGAUGUCAGUGGGCAUUGUAUUGCAUCGUUUACUCGGACGGAACAUGAAAGGGACAGGAGGGUCUGGGAGCUCUUUGGCAUCAGCAGCGGGGUCUAUAUCUAUGUCCUUUCGUCUGAACAGGAUCGGCGCGUUGGCAAAUUCUCUGUCAUUCGCUAA
Geodia barretti is the source of this 1686-nucleotide messenger RNA. The record is from the annotation of a GenBank genome assembly. Lineage: Eukaryota; Metazoa; Porifera; Demospongiae; Tetractinellida; Geodiidae.